CCCUAGCAAGCAACCCUGCUUUUAUAUUGCCUCAAAGCAGCUUAGGAGAGAGAGAGAGAGAGAGAGAGAGAGAGAGAGCAAAAAUGGUGUCGGGAUCAGGAAUAUGCGCGAAGAAGGUAGUGGUGGACGCGAGGCACCACAUGCUAGGGCGGCUAGCAUCAAUCGUGGCAAAGGAGCUGCUGAAUGGGCAAAAAGUAGUGGUGGUGCGAUGCGAAGAAAUAUGCAUGUCAGGAGGACUUGUAAGGCAGAAAAUGAAGUACAUGAGAUUCCUUCGCAAGCGAAUGAACACUAAACCUUCUCACGGUCCCAUUCACUUUCGUGCCCCUGCCAAGAUCUUCUGGCGCACUGUCCGCGGAAUGAUUCCACACAAGACAAAGCGUGGGGAAGCGGCACUUGCCCGAUUGAAGGUUUAUGAGGGUAUCCCACCACCAUAUGACAAGAUCAAAAGGAUGGUCAUCCCUGACGCUCUUAAGGUGUUGAGACUUCAGAGUGGACACAAGUACUGCCUGUUAGGUCGUCUAUCAUCUGAGGUUGGGUGGAACCACUAUGACACCAUCAGGGAGCUGGAGAAGAAGAGAAAGGAAAGGGCUCAGGUUAUGUAUGAGAGGAAGAAGCAGUUGAACAAACUCAGGGUCAAGGCCCAGAAGUCUGCAGAGGAGAAGCUUGGUUCCCAACUAGAUAUACUAGCUCCUGUUACAUACUGACGAGUUAGUAGCUUACAAUUUUGUUGAGGAUUUGUAUCUUGAUGGAUAUUUUCAAGGCUUUAUUUUAGUUGAAAAAUUAGAAUUUGAAUCUCCGGUAAAACUCUUGGGGUUGUCUAGUGUUUACUUAUUUUGGUUUUUAAGGGGGUUUAUAUAUCAGACUUGUGGUUCAUCAGUGUCAUUCUUUUUAAGGUGUUACAGGUUUGAACAUAAAGUCAUCAACUUAAUUGGUUUCGUGUUUGUUACA
Molecule: messenger RNA, 948 nt
Organism: Ricinus communis (castor bean)
Lineage: Eukaryota; Viridiplantae; Streptophyta; Magnoliopsida; Malpighiales; Euphorbiaceae
Product: 60S ribosomal protein L13a-4
Exons: 4
Coding region: 84-704 (206 amino acids)
Biological process (GO): negative regulation of translation; translation
Cellular component (GO): cytosolic large ribosomal subunit; ribosome
Molecular function (GO): structural constituent of ribosome; mRNA binding
Source: RefSeq, a predicted model, not a curated record